GCGUAUAAGCCUCUUCUGCGCUCGCUCUCUCCACCUCUCUCCUCUUUCUCUCUCGCUCCCUUCCUCUCUGCAACUGAACAGUGAAAAUUCACAUUGUGGAUCCGCUAACAGGCACAGAUGUCAUGUGAAAACGCACAUGCUCUGCCAUCCAUGCCGCCUUUCUUUCUUUUCUGUUUCCUUUUUUUCCCCCUUGAUAAUUCUCCCUCUUCUUUGUAACUAACAAAACCACCACCAACUCCUCCUCCUGCCGCUGCCCUUCUCCUCCUCCUCAGUCUAAGUGAUCACAAAAGAAAUCUCCGAGCCCGAGGCGGUGGCAUUUUUUUUUUAAGCAAGCACAUUGGAGAGAAAGAAAAAAGAAACAAACAAACAAACAAAAGCAAAACAAAACCCAGGCACCAGCCAGCUAGGACAUUUUUUUUUCACCCUGCCUGAAAACAAACAAACAGUCAUCAGCAACAGCAUCAAAACUGUUAGCAUAGCGGCGGCGGCCACCGUCACCCUGUGGCCACGACAUCUGCCUAAAGGGAUGCUUCUCUCAGCGGAGCAGCUCUUCGCCGACCGCCUUCUUCCCUCGUGCUGAGCGGGAUUUUUGGGUUCUCUGGGGUUCGGGCUGGGAGCUUCAUGACUACGCGGAGCAGGACAGCGGCCACAUCAUGCGAGCACAAAUUGAAGUGAUACCAUGCAAAAUUUGUGGUGAUAAAUCCUCCGGGAUCCACUACGGAGUCAUCACGUGUGAAGGCUGCAAGGGAUUCUUCAGGAGGAGCCAGCAGAACAAUGCCUCUUACUCCUGCCCAAGGCAGAGAAACUGUUUAAUUGACAGAACCAACAGGAACCGUUGCCAACACUGCCGCCUGCAGAAGUGUCUUGCCCUAGGAAUGUCAAGAGAUGCUGUAAAGUUCGGGAGGAUGUCCAAGAAGCAGCGGGACAGCCUGUACGCUGAGGUGCAGAAGCAUCAGCAGAGGCUGCAGGAGCAGCGGCAGCAGCAGAGCGGGGAGGCAGAGGCCCUCGCCAGGGUGUACAGCAGCAGCAUUAGCAACGGCCUCAGUAACCUGAACACCGAGACCGGCAGCACAUACGCCAACGGGCACGUCAUUGACCUGCCCAAGUCCGAAGGUUAUUACAACAUAGAUUCCGGUCAGCCGUCUCCCGAUCAGUCAGGACUGGACAUGACUGGAAUCAAACAGAUAAAGCAAGAACCUAUCUAUGACCUCACAUCCGUACCCAACUUGUUUACCUAUAGCUCUUUCAACAACGGGCAGUUAGCUCCCGGGAUAACAAUGUCUGAGAUCGAUCGAAUUGCACAGAACAUCAUUAAGUCCCAUUUGGAGACAUGUCAGUACACAAUGGAAGAGCUACAUCAGUUGGCAUGGCAGACCCACACCUACGAGGAAAUAAAGGCAUAUCAAAGCAAGUCCAGGGAGGCUCUGUGGCAGCAAUGUGCCAUCCAGAUCACCCACGCCAUCCAGUACGUGGUGGAGUUCGCAAAGCGGAUAACAGGCUUCAUGGAGCUGUGUCAGAACGAUCAGAUCUUACUUCUGAAGUCAGGUUGCUUGGAAGUGGUUUUAGUGAGAAUGUGCCGUGCCUUCAAUCCAUUAAACAACACUGUUCUGUUUGAAGGAAAAUAUGGAGGAAUGCAAAUGUUCAAAGCCUUAGGUUCUGAUGACCUAGUGAAUGAAGCAUUUGACUUUGCAAAGAAUCUGUGUUCCUUGCAGCUGACUGAGGAGGAGAUUGCUCUGUUCUCCUCUGCUGUUCUGAUAUCCCCAGACCGAGCCUGGCUGAUAGAACCAAGAAAAGUCCAGAAGCUUCAGGAAAAAAUUUAUUUUGCACUUCAACAUGUGAUUCAGAAGAAUCACCUGGAUGAUGAGACCCUGGCAAAGUUAAUAGCCAAGAUACCAACUAUCACAGCAGUCUGCAACUUGCAUGGGGAGAAGCUGCAGGUAUUUAAGCAGUCUCAUCCAGACAUAGUGAAUACACUGUUUCCUCCACUGUACAAGGAGCUCUUUAAUCCUGACUGUGCUGCGGUCUGCAAAUGAAGGGGACGAGAACUCUCAGAGGCAUGGAAUGCAUCGCCGUUAAGACAAAAGCAAUGUGUUCAUGGGGACUUAAGGAAAAUGUCACUACUGCAACAUUAGGAAUGUCCUGCACUUAAUAGAAAUAUUUUUCACCGCUACAGUUUGAAGAAUGUAAAUAUGCACCUGAGUGGGGCUCUUUUGUUUGUUUGUUUGUUUUUGAAAUGAUCAUAAAUAUACAAAUAUAGGACACUGGGUGUUAUCUUUUUUAAUUUUAUUCGGGUAUGUUUUGGAGACAACUGUUUAUAGAAUUUUAUUGUAGAUAUAUACAAGAACAGAGCCGUAAUUUACAUGAUUACUUUUCCUGUUGAUUGUACAACUAUAAUUUAAGAAAAUUCCACUUACUAGGCUUACCUAUUUCUAUGUUUUUAGAUAGUUGAUGCAUGUGGAAAUUUGUAACUGUCCUGGAAAGUACUGUGCAUGUAUGUAAUGAAUAUAUAAUAUGUAAGAGUAUUAUAUAUGACUAUUACGUAUUCAUGCACUGUGGCUUAAAAUACCAUGCCCACUAGCAAUGGAAGUUCAGACAGGCUCGCUCAUGUAAUUUGCUUUCUGUUAUAUGUUACUUUUAUGUUAGACAAUCAGGGUUUUUAUUUUUAGCCAGAGUUUUCAUCCAUACAUAAUAACAUGAUAGGACCCAUUCAGAAGAAAGUCUACAAAGGAAUUGGGGUAACACACAACUGUUGUUUAUAAAGUUCCAUGUCUAUCAAUGACUUGAAAGUCCCAUCAAGAUGGCACAUACUAGGGGUGGGGGAAGGAUUUGAAGCCAUUUUCCUGUUUUACAGACCAGAUAAAGAUAUUGCCUAUUUAUUACCAGAAUACAAAAUAUUAGGGUUCCCCAACUUUGGAUUUGUAUUUCAAAUUCUGAAGGAAACUUGACUUUGGUUAUCAUAUUUUCUUCAAAACAACAAAAAAUUCAAUCUAUAGAUUAUGACCACCAUCAAUGUUUUUAGAAAUAUUUGACUAGAAGUAUAAGACAAGGUGCCUGAACCAUUUAGUGUAAACAUUUUCUAACCAUUUUUUUCCAAAGAAUGGAGAGAAAUAGAGCAUACAAAGUAAAGAAGUAAAUUCAUUAAAUUAUACUCACGAUCAUUGGUUAGAAAGGAGAAAACAGGCGAGAACCUGGGGCCUCUAAUUUUUUUCAGCUUCAAAAUGCUGUAUUAUAAAAAUAUAGUAAAAAAAACUUCAAAUUAGAAAAAAUAAAUCUUUUGUCUAUGGGACUGAUAUAUCCCAAUGCCAAAAUUAUUUCCUGCACAAUUUUAAAUGACGUCCUCUAUUCAAACUGGUUAUUUUUUAGCCACUAAAAAGUAUGGAAUGGAACAAUAACCUAUACAGGUUCUUCACUUACUCUCGUACAAAAUUAAACACCAGAAAAGCACAAGCUAAAAGCUAUUUGUUCCCCCUGUUCCUGGAAGGUCUAGGUCUUUAGUAUGAACUAAUCUAACCCACACACAUGCACAAACCUGCACACACACACACACAUACACACACACUCUUCCACACCUGCUUUGUAGAUCUCCAUCAGUAGAAACUUAGGGUUUCUGUUUUUUAGUUUUCCGAUUUUUGUUUUGUUUUGUGGGGUUUUUUUUGGGGGGAGGGGUUAGUCCCUUAUGCUCUCUUGAAGUUCUUGAUUGAGAGUCAUCUUCAGGAUGCCUCAGUACUUCGGUGGACGAUCAGAACAGUAGUGUUACUCUUUCCUUUCAGAAAGCAGGGGCUUUUCUCACUACAUGAUUGAUGAAUUCCAAGCCAUUGGGGGGAAACAAAAAGGCUUUAAAAUAAUGAAUCUCUUUUUCAACCACUGUUAUAUUCAAUUAAUUUAACUACAUUGAACCAAAUUACCUUUGGUACUGAGAAGACAGCUGUAGACUGCUUCUUAUGCUGCUACAGGGACUCAGUUCUUUUUGGUGUAAAUGUCACUCCUGCUAGCUCUUUGUAUAAAGAAUUAAUUCCAAGAGUCAUAUUUCCUUCUAAUGGAAAGAUUACUUUACUGAUUGCUAGGAAAACAGGGUAAUGGAAGGCACUCAAUUAAGCCAAGCAGCUUCCAAAUGCGAUAUAUGUUUUAUGAUUGGCUUGUGAUAGGCAAUGCUUACUGUGUCUACUUGAUGUUCCCCUUUGAGCUUUGAACUCAUGUCAAACUUUGUUUUCAUUGUUCUGUUGGCCCAGUGUUACCCAUUGUCAGCCUGAAGAUCCCACUGGGCUGCAAAGGGGAUCAUUUGUUGCCUUCAGUUUACCUUGGAGGAUUUACAUCGGCUCAAUUGAUGAAGUAGCUGAGAAUUUUUUCCUCCCUUGUCCCAUGGGUAGUGUAGGAAAGAGAUUGUUCCCCACAUUUGCCUCAGGAGAUACUGGUUUUGAAAUUGUGCCAUUUCUACUAGCCCUAGCAUUUCACUGGGACAGCAUGAACCUUUUGAAGCAGAGGGACAGGAAGCAGAGCUGGGAACUGAACCAGAACCAAACAGUGGUAACCAGUAUUGGCUCAGCCCACUUUCCAUCCAGAGGAGAGAGCUCCAGUUUUGCCUUCAGUCACCAAGUUUUCCCUUUAAAGAGAAUCAAGUUUUUAAUGGUAAGGAAGCCUUUAAACACUGCCCUUUGAACAUCUCCGUUAACUACAUGAGAUUUCAGUAAGAAAAACUCUCUUUACCACACAGUCUCAGCAAACUGUUCCUUUUCCUGAGAACAGGCCAAUGUUCAGAAUGUGCUAGGAUGAGGUGCAUACUGGAAGAAGGAACUGAGCUCCGUAGUCUCCUUUAAACCUCAAGGAUGACAAUCACUGCUUGAUGCAGAUGUUGCACUGAAUCUGCUCAGGGAUGCUUCAUUUUUUAAAAAAAAAUGCAUCGAGGAGGGGGAGGGGCAAAACAGGAAGCUGAGAACAAAAUGUAAAUGGCAUAGAUUGAACAUGCCAGUGAGAGACCCUUCCUGACAGGCUUCAGAGUGGCUACAGUGGCUUAAGG
Molecule: messenger RNA, 5014 nt
Organism: Arvicanthis niloticus (Nile rat)
Lineage: Eukaryota; Metazoa; Chordata; Mammalia; Rodentia; Muridae
Gene: Rorb
Product: RAR related orphan receptor B
Biological process (GO): regulation of transcription by RNA polymerase II
Cellular component (GO): nucleus
Molecular function (GO): RNA polymerase II cis-regulatory region sequence-specific DNA binding; nuclear receptor activity; zinc ion binding
Source: RefSeq, a predicted model, not a curated record